GGGGAGCACCGCGCCGGAACCGGAGCAGGGCCGGAAGUUCCCUCGCCCCGGCGCUCCUGGGCCGCGGGGCAGCGCCGCGCCCUUCAUGGAAGAGAUGUCGGGAGAAAGCGUGGUGAGCUCGGCGGUGCCGGCGGCUGCCACCCGCACCACCUCCUUCAAGGGCGCCAGCCCCAGCUCCAAGUACGUCAAGCUGAACAUCGGCGGCGCCCUCUACUACACCACCAUGCAGACGCUGACCAAGCAGGACACGAUGCUCAAAGCCAUGUUCAGCGGCCGAAUGGAAGUCCUGACCGACAGCGAAGGCUGGAUCCUGAUCGACCGCUGUGGGAAGCAUUUUGGGACGAUCCUGAACUACCUGCGCGACGGGGCCGUGCCGCUCCCUGAGAGCCGGCGAGAGAUAGAGGAGCUGCUGGCCGAGGCGAAGUACUACCUGGUGCAGGGGCUGGUGGACGAGUGCCAAGCAGCCUUGCAGCAGAACAAAGAUGCGUAUGAACCGUUCUGCAAGGUGCCGGUCAUCACGUCGUCCAAGGAAGAGCAAAAGCUGAUAGCCACUUCCAAUAAGCCAGCGGUGAAGUUGCUGUAUAACAGGAGCAACAACAAAUAUUCCUACACCAGCAACUCUGACGACAACAUGCUGAAGAACAUCGAGCUGUUCGAUAAGCUCUCCUUGAGGUUUAACGGGAGGGUGCUGUUUAUAAAAGACGUGAUUGGAGACGAGAUCUGCUGCUGGUCUUUCUACGGCCAGGGACGGAAGAUUGCUGAAGUCUGUUGCACUUCCAUUGUUUAUGCUACUGAGAAAAAGCAGACAAAGGUGGAGUUCCCAGAAGCCCGCAUUUACGAGGAGACGCUGAACAUUCUGCUGUACGAGUCCCAGGACGGGAGAGGACCUGACAACGCGCUCCUGGAAGCCACAGGAGGGGCAGCUGGGCGCUCCCACCACUUAGAAGAAGAUGAGGAGCGGGAGCGCAUCGAGCGCGUGCGAAGAAUUCAUAUUAAGCGUCCGGAUGACAGAGCCCACCUGCACCAGUGAGCUGCCCGACGGCCGCAGGCUGCGCGGGGCUGUCUGGGAGGCGCUGCCCUUCCCCUGAUUGAUCGUCCGCAGCAGAGGACCGGGCAGCUCCUCUUCUCUUCAACAAAGUCUGUAAAUUCCGUUUUGUAACAAACUAGGUUAUUUGGGGUAUUUAAACGCAGUAGUUCUAGGACAGGAAUAAGUAAGGUCACCGGGCGUACGGUAGGUAUGUAAGGCCCCGUUGAGCAUCUGGAGAAAUGCCCUGGAUUUUUAGCACUCUUGUCUUUGCUCUUUUGUGGUUAGUGAGGAAGAAGGCUGGCUCCCUUUGGCUUUUGUAAUUAUCCUGCACUUUAAAACAAACCGACAAACAAACCCAGCAGCAACAAAAGGUCAGUCAGCCACCUGUCUUCCUUCCAGGCACUCCCUGGCCCUGUCUCCUCCUGGGCAUGGGAGAAACGCGGCGAUCCGAGCACCGGAGCUGCUGCAGAGCUCCCUCUCCUCCAGGCCUGCAGGCGAUAGUGCUGGUAGCUCGGGAGUGCCUCAGCACUGCUGCUGGUCAGGCAAGCGCCGGGUGCUGAGCACCGGGUGCUGAGCACCGUCUGCUGGCUUGGCCUCGGCGGCGCCUAGGGCAGAGGGAGCCCCGCGCGGUGCCGCGUCGGGGGAGCUGCUUGUGCUGGGCUGGCCGGGCAGCUGCCUGCAGCUCCCCGCCGCGCUCGGGGCCCUCUCCUCCAACGGUUUGGUGGAGCUUCUCCAGCACGGAAUUGUGGAGACCUUUGUCUCAAAAAACCCCUUUGCUUUGUCGGUGCAGUGCUGGGGGGGAGAUGUUAAAAUUCCUCCAGACGGAGGGUCAGGAGCUAGUUGCACCGGACGGCUUUUCCUUGGGGGUGUUGCUACCAGUUGGAGCUUAGAACUUCUGCCUGACCCCACACCUGCACUGGGGGGCCUACUUCCAUCAAAUUACGGAUCAGUAAGCCGUGCUUGCUGUCCUGCCUUCACCACGGGUUAGAUUUCAUCGCGGGUUCAACCACUCCAUGCCUGCCUCACGUAGGCUGGAGGCCAGCAGCCGUAGUUGGGUUCUGUGACUGAUAGAGGAGCGUUGUCUCGCAGUGAGUACCACGGGGAGGAAAGGACGGUGGCCCAGAGGUGGCUGAUCCUCGUUUGCCUUUCCCUGAGCAUAUUUCCAAGUCUCUUUGCAGAAAUGGCAGCUGUGUGUCAAAGGGCGGAGCUGAAAUGUGUAGAGAAAGCUGUAUCGUCUCGCUUCCUGAGAGUAGUCCUCUAUUAUAAAUGAGUGUUUUAUCUACCUCCUAGUCUCGUGUUGCCUCGUGUGGAGUCAAGUAGCAAUUAUAGUGGUAGAAGAUCGUGUGUAACUCAAUAGGAUUGGAUGCUAAAGGAUAGUGAGAAGAGCUACGGCUGUAAUGGUCAAUGCAGCAAAUCUUGGCAGGGAGAGAAACCAGCGGCAGCGAGUCUUAAACUUCCAGGCAGGAUGGCAGCCUGGCAGCCCCCACAGUACUUCGGUUUAUUCCAUUAUUUUUCACUCUUCACCUGGAAUAUCUAACGCUGGCCUCGACAGCCAGGUGGCUCACAGAGCAGCAGCUCUUUACGCAGUGAGGCGGGUAUUUGCUUCUGUAAACUUCGUGCUCCAAGGAGUCCUGCUCCUGGCUCAGGGCUGAUGGUGGCGUCCUGACACGCCCAAAACCAAAGGUGUGGUCAGCAUCACCGGCUAUGUUACGCUGCUGCUUUUAUUUCAAAUUGCAGAGAAGCUGUCUGGGAUCUAACUGCUAAGGCUAAAGCCUUUUGUUUGCUCGGUGGUACGCUUCUGGGGCAUCAUGUAAGACUAAAAACUUCCACGGUUAGGCCGAAGCUGUCUUUCUAGUAACCAAAGACUUUUCUAAAUCACAGACACCGUCUGUGGCAGAUGUGAGUGUUGGUCCUGUCUCCUCUUAUCUUUCUUCAGCUACUGAUAAGUAAGAACUCAGCAGUGCCCGGCCGUAUCGGUGUAGUUCAGCAGCUUCAGCUAUGUCCUUCCUACCCUGGGCUCCUGUUUUAAGCCGUACCUGCAUGCGUUGGCACCGGUGCACGCUGUGGGUUCGUACAAGUCCAUGGUGCAGAUCGUUGUGAGGCCCCAGUGCCUCUCCCUGACCUUCCUCAUGCGAUAAGCUGGGGAGCAUGGAAGUAAAGUCCCCGGGGUUGCUCUCUGGCACCGUGUACUUUGACACUUACUGGUGAAUUCCGGGGCCGUUGGUGGGGGUCUGAGUGUCCGUAACAGGCCUACUGCCCUCGAGGGGGGCUACGCUCUGCCCCGUUUUAAGCCAUUUUCUGACUCCUGUGUCUCAGCGGCUGUGCUGUGCUCUUGCAGGCCAUGGGGGGGGGGUGUGAAAGCACCAGCUGCGUCCCGUACAAUACAGCGCAAGUCCUGCAGCAACCCCUGCUCGCUUUGUUAGCGAUACGGAACUGACUCGGUCCUGGGUGUGUGGGGGCCAGGCCACCUCACCCUCCUGCUCGGCUGGGUGUGCGGUUGUGGGGCCAGCAGGUGGCUCAGCACAGGGGCAGAGGAGCUUUGGCCAGUGGGGGCUGGUCAAACACCAUCCGGUCCCUUCCUGGGGUGCAAGAGCAGCUUUGGCUCCAGAUGACGUGUCGACACCGGUGCUGAGCACCUGACAGGUCACAGCUCUGUGAUUAACGUCUCUGUAAAUAGAUUCGUAACUGGCUUCGGGAUUUCCUCGUUCAGGUCUUGCAAACUACGUUCUU
This is a messenger RNA of Cygnus olor (mute swan), 3757 nucleotides long. It is a transcript of the gene KCTD10, whose product is annotated as potassium channel tetramerization domain containing 10. Gene Ontology annotation, biological process: proteasome-mediated ubiquitin-dependent protein catabolic process; protein homooligomerization; protein ubiquitination. Gene Ontology annotation, molecular function: ubiquitin-protein transferase activity; protein binding. Gene Ontology annotation, cellular component: Cul3-RING ubiquitin ligase complex. The record is from RefSeq and is a predicted model, not a curated record. Lineage: Eukaryota; Metazoa; Chordata; Aves; Anseriformes; Anatidae.